AUGAAUCCAGCUGUUGCCCCACACGAGUUUCUGCCAAAGGUGGACUUCUUUGUGCUUUUCUCUUCCGUGGCGGCCAUGUUGGGAUCUCGUGGUCAAGCCAACUACUGCGCUGCCAACACCUUCCUUGAUGCCUUUGCGCUGCACCGAUGUCUUCCAGCUUUGUCCAUUCAAUGGGGACCGUGGGCAGAAGUGGGCAUGGCUGCUCGGGCAGGGACGAGGGAGAGUGGCGGCUACUUGCGGCUGGAUCCGAGCGCAAGUUUGCAGGCACUGGGCGCAGCUUUGGCUGCCACACCCUCACCUAGUGGUGUUCUGGGGAUUUCGCGCAUCGAUUGGUCUUCUUUCCUCGCCGUGCAGCGGAAAGUGCCGUGCUUCCUGACAAACUUCAAGCACCUGAAGAAAGCCGCAGGUGCGAGCAUCCGUGGUGAAGGCGUGUCAGAGGAAUUCAUCAGUUCCACCAUCAUCGACGCACUGCGCAGUGUUAUUGGAGAUCCUGAUUGGACAGACUUCUCUGUUCCAUUCAUGGACAUGGGACUGGACUCCCUGUCUGUCGUGGAGUUCAGAAACUUAGUUCAGGCGUCGUUCGAGGGCGUCCAUCUGGCUUCCACAGUCAUCUUUGACUUUCCCACUGUGACGGAGUUGACUGGCUUCAUCUCUGCCAGGGAAACAGUGGCUCGUGAGCAUGUUCAUGCAUAUUUCAUUGCUGCCACGCCACCCUUGUUUACAGCUUUGCGCAUCCGUUUGGCAGAUGUGCGAGAUUUCAACGUGUCAGAGCCGGUGGCGAUUGCUGGCUGUGCCGCUAGAUUCGCUGGCUGCAACGGAAACAGCCCCGAUGAGUACUGGAGCAUGUUGAGGGCGGGUCUGGAUAUGAUAACCGUGGUGCCCAGUGAGCGAUGGGACAUUGACCUUUACUAUGAUCCGGAUCCCAGCGAGCCUGGCAAGAUGCGGCUUGGAGACCAAACGGUUGGGACGCGUUUUAGUGUGGCGCAGUCGCUUGCAGUGAUGGGCUUCAAGUCAAGGUACACGCGUUUUGGCGGUUUCAUUUGCGGCUUGGAGGGCUUUGACAACGUCAUGUUUGGCAUCGCGGAACCCGAAGCUCAAGCUAUGGAUCCGCACCAGCGAAUCUUGCUUGAAGUUGUCUAUGAGUCCUUCUGGAAUGGCAGGCAGAACAAGGACAUUGUGGAGCAGAAUUCGCAUGCCCUGCAGUUACAGUCAACUCUGGUCGCGUUUGAUUGCGCUGUGCAAGCCGAGCGACUGGGCAAGUGUGACAAGAGUGCCGUGGCUGGCAGCAACCUGCAGCUGUGUCCGAAUACGUGGGUGUCUGGGACAUGCAAGCAGUUCUUGCGCAAGUGUGAUUCGUGGUUUUCCUGCACCUCGAACCUAUUCGGCAUGGCUAGGUUGGCCAGCACCAAGUUGCUACGGCUCUUGGCGUGUGUGUCAACCAGGAUGCCGUUGUUCUUUCUCCCCGACAUGCAGGAAGCUGUGGUGAAAGUCUUGGAGGUCUCCCUUGUGGAAGUACAUGGGACAGGCACUUCGCUUGGUGAUCCAAUUGAGGUGAGUGCGAUGAAAGCCACCCUGGGCAAACACCGCAGCGACGAAUCACCGCUGAUCAUGGCCGCACUGAAGUCCAUCAUUGGACACCCAGAAGGUUCUUCUGGCGUUGCUGGCAUCAUCAAGAUGAUCAGCGAAUUCACCCACAGGAUGCUUCCAAAGAAUUUGCACUUGAAGAAGAUGAACUCGAACAUUGACUUGACCGCUUUCCCUGUCAUCAUGCCGGACAGCAUCAUUGAUUGGAGAGGAUCUCGUGCUGUCGCUGGUGUCACUUCUUUCGGGUUCUCGGGCACAAACAGCCAUGGAAUUCUGGAAGCUCCCGAGGACGGGUAUGGCAAGGGCACUAGGCUUGAGAGGCCUGACAAAGUUUCUUGGAAUCGGAGGCGUCAUCCUAUGCCUUCUGACCUGCAGUCUGGAGUUUCUUCCAAGCUUCAUUCGAAGCCCACCUUGCCAAGCGCUUUGCGUCAUCGUGCUCGUGAUGAGCUGGCAGUUGAGGUGGACGAGGUGGUGCAAGGUGUUGUCACAAGAUUUCUUGGAUCCAAGCCUCCUGACGACAUGCCUUUGAUGGAAGCGGGCCUGAACUCGUUAACUGCCGUGGGACUCCGGGAUGCAAUUUCCAAGGAGUUGGAAGGCUUAAAGCUUCCAAGCACCCUCAUCUUUGAUUGUCCGAGCCCAAAGGCCAUCUCCGAAUAUGCUACUGAAGCCAUGUCUUCCCCCGGUUCCCCUUCAUCCACGCGGGCAGCCACCGGCCGGGUGCGAACUGGCGGCAGUGGUCAUUCACCUGUCUCUCUGGACAUUGUGUUCCCUGGAGAUCUGGAUUCUUACACCGACGAGGAGAGACAAAGCCUCAAAUCACAGUUGCUGGAGCAGAUCUUGGCAAGGACGGGUUUAAGAGCUGAGGAGGUCAAGAACUUGGAUUUCGAACCUGGGUCCGAUAGCAUUUUCUCGGCCAGAGCCAACUUCAGUCCGAAGGUGCUUGUGGAAGCUGGCGACUCAAGGAUUGCGGGGGUGCCUUUCACUCUGGAACUUGCCAGCAGACCAUCGCUCUCGUCGUCCAGCGUGUUGGCAGCAGAGGCAGUUCCAGCUGCAGCACAUCCGGCCCAACAUUCCAGCCUGCAGCUUGCAGCCAACAGAGCAGCUUUUCGGUUCCCAUUCGAGGGAGCAACGAUGGAGGAAUGCUGGCAAGUACUGAGCCAGAAGUCAGAUUGUGUGAGUGAGAUUCCGAUGGAGAGAUGGGAUGUCGAUGUUUACUACCACGAGGACUCUGAAGCUCCAGGAAAGAUGAUGGUGCGUCAUGGUUCGUUCGUGCUAGGAGCCGAUCAAUUCGAUGCUUCCUUCUUCGAGUUGAACCUCAUGGAGGCCAAGGCCAUGGAUCCACAGCAACGGCUGCUCCUAGAGGUUGUCUAUCAUUCGUUCCAUGUGUCUGGCUUCGACAAGAGAUCCCUUAUGGGAAUUGAUGCCGCUGUAGCGGUGGGCCAGUGCAAUAACGAUUGGGGUCACAUGAGCCUCAGUGGCCACGUAUCACAGAAGAUCGGAUCCUACACCGGCCUAGCAGCCUCGCCCUCCCUCUCUUCGAACCGGGUGUCCUACCUGCUUGGCCUGCAGGGCCCAAGUGCGACGGUAGACACAGCCUGCUCAUCCUCACUGGUUGCAGUCGAUAUGACUGCAUCUAACAUUCGUCGAUCGAGGUGCACGCACGGAGCUGCUGCGGCCGUGAACUUGUGCUUGAUUCCAGAGGUGUUCAUUACAUGCAGCAAAGCCCACAUGCUCUCUACAGACGGACGCUGCAAGACUUUCGAUGUGUCUGCCAAUGGAUAUGUGCGUGGUGAAGGGUGUGCCUCGAUCACGAUGUCCCCGUAUGGCGUGCAUGGUGCUUUCGAAGUGGAGCCAGCUGCGGUGCUUGAGGCUACAGCUGUCAAUCAGGACGGCAGGAGCGCAUCUCAGACUGCGCCGCACGGACCUUCGCAGCAGGCGGUCAUCAGGACAGCUUUGGUGGAGGCGAAGAUGGAGCCGCAAGCGAUUGCCUGCAUGGAGACACAUGGCACAGGUACUGCCUUGGGCGAUCCAAUUGAAGUUGGGGCUUUGAGAGGCGUUUUUGCGCAACGCAGUGCAGAUCUUCCACUGGCUCUGUGUGCUGUCAAGACCAAUCUCGGCCGCCAUUUGGAAGGCGCAGCUGGAAUGGCUGGACUGCUGAAGACCCUUUGCAUGCUCGCCCGAAAACGGUCCCCUCCAAAUCUGCACUUCAAAGAGCUGAAUCCCCACUGUGAUCUCGAAGACUUCCCCGCCUGUCUACCAGUGGAAGGUCUUCUUGAAUGGAGCCGGGUGGCUGUGGAUGUGGCAUCCACAGAAACGGGUACGAAAGGUUUUGGGUUUCAAUUUGUGCGCGUGGCUGCUGGCCUUUCGUCCUUCGGAUUUGGAGGUACAAAUGGGCACGCGGUCCUGAAGGACUUUGCAGAGACAAUUCCGGCCGAGGAAGGCCCUGUCUUCAAGCGUCAGUCCUUUGGGUGGGCCCGACCUCAUGCGCUGCUCACGCGGACGUGGCAUACCCUCGAGGGAACGCAGAUUUUUGCCAAGCCCCUGGUGGGCAAGCUGUUGCAGCUUGUCAGUCAUCACGUACUUUUCGGCGAGAUGGUCAUGCCUGGGGCAGCCUACCUUGAGAUGGUGCUCGCUGCUGGUGAGCUGCACUUGAAUGCGGGCAAGCUGUGGAAGAUCCACAAGGUUGGCUUCACCGCGCCGCUAGUUCUACAGCAGGGGCACCAGCCUGGAAAGUUGGUGCGGGAUAUUGACAUGUACUUGGAAAUUUUCCCGGACAAGCAUUGGUCAAUUUUCAGCUUUGACGCAAGUGAGGGCAGGAAGCUUGCAGACCAUGCGGAAGGUGAACUUGACCUGAAUUGUCUUGCCAACGUCGCAUCCCCCUAUGUGGAUCUAGACGAGGUGCGUCGGCACUGUGACGAAGAAGUAACAGUGGAUCAGUUAUAUGUCCCUUUCUCUGCUCUCGGCCUCGUGCUCGAGCGACGCUUCCAGACGGUUCGGCAGAUCUUGCGUGCUGACAAGGAGGUGCUGGCGCGAAUAGUGGCGGAGAAUGAGGACGCAGAGGCUGGCUUCCUUUUCAACCCCACGGUCAUCGUGCCUUGGCCAGCUCAGCACAUGGCAAAGGUCUUACGAGGGUCAGUAGCAGAGUGCGAGUUGCUUGAGAGCUUCGUAGUACUUCAUCCGGCAGCAUUAGCAACACAGGGUGGGAUGAUUCAGCAGAGCACUCCCAUGCGGAGUCUUCAUCUGUCUACUCGUUGUGCCUGCUGGAUCUUUUGGCCUGGGGGGCGGAGUGAUCAGAGGGCAACUCUGACUGGGAGCAUCAAGUCGGCGGACACUUAG
Symbiodinium sp. CCMP2456 is the source of this 4920-nucleotide messenger RNA. The record is from the annotation of a GenBank genome assembly. Lineage: Eukaryota; Dinophyceae; Suessiales; Symbiodiniaceae.